Molecule: messenger RNA, 1845 nt
Organism: Closterium sp. NIES-65
Lineage: Eukaryota; Viridiplantae; Streptophyta; Zygnematophyceae; Desmidiales; Closteriaceae
Source: the annotation of a GenBank genome assembly
AUGUCGAUCUCAGAGGAGCUAGCAGCGUCGCUGGGAGUGGCUCCCUCCCUGAUCACCCUCCUGCUCUGCCUCUUCUCGUCCAUCCCCGCGGCUCUGGUCGUGCGCUUCCUCCCGGGUCCCACAUUGAAGCAUCACUACAGCAUUGCUGCCGGAGGGGCUCUCUGCUGGGUGGCGUAUGGCGGCCUUCACGGCAAGUCGAGCCUCAAUUUCUGGGGCCUAACCCUCGCGUCGUACGCGCUCAUGCUCGCCCUUCCUCGCAAGUGGAGCGGUUAUGGCGUGCUCUUCGGCUCCUUCACCUACCUCACCUACUGUCACAUAAGCAACCUGGGAGCGGACGUGUGGAGGCAGGGAGGCGUGGACUUCACGGGCACGCUCAUGGUGUUCACGCUUAAGAUCUCUGGGUGCGCCAUGGACUACCAGGACGGCGCGCUGCCGGAGGACAAGGCGCAGCACCGCAUGUACAGCAACAGGCUGGCGCGGCUGCCGUCGGUGGUGGAGUUUUUGUCGUUCGUGUUCUUCCCAGGCGCCGCCCUCGUGGGACCCGUGUUCAACCUGAAGCAGUACCAGGCGUAUGCUGCCGGGCAAGGGCUAUGGUCGCCAUCUGGAGCCGUGGUGCCAAGCAAGGCAGCUGAUACCAGCAAGGGGGAGGAGGGGAAGCUGACGCAGAACGGGAACGGGGAGGCGGACAGGGCGCAGGGCGAGAGCAAGGGCGAGGGGAAGGGCGAGGGGAAGGGCGAGGGGAAGGGCGAGGGGAAGCUGCGAAAGAUGCCGGAGCCGCUGCCGUAUGCAGCACAGGCGCUGGGGAAGGCGAUCAUCUGCCUGGCGAUGCACCACUUCCUCUCUCAGCACUUCGGCCCCGCCCUGCUCUUCCAGCCCCGCUUCCUCACCUACAAUUUUGCAUACAACGCAGGCGGGGUGAAGAAGUGGAGUUCCCGAUUCCCGUCUGUUCCUGAUUCCCUGCCGCCCCUCCUCUUCCUUCUCCCACAUCCCUUCGUACAAAAUCCCCACCUCCUUUCCCUCACAUCACAGGUGGGGCCACCUGGUAAGGGCGAGUAUCUGCUUCCGAUGCUCAGGUGGUUCUGCCUGGUGGUGGCGGGCAUCUGCUUCCGCUGCUCCUACUACUUCAUCUGGAGUGUGGCAGAGGCUGCUGUGAUCCUCUCUGGAUUCGGCUUCUCCGGCUGGACCGACUCCUCACGUCCAGACUGGAGCCGGGCAGAGAAUGCAAAUUUCAUCAAGUGUGAGAUCACCACGAGUCUGGCGCAGAUGCCUGCCUACUGGAACAUGGGCGUCGGCACGUGGCUCCGCACCUACGUGUACGACCGGGUGACACCUCGCUCGGGCAAGCCCACCAUGUGGACGCUCGUUUUCACUCAAGUCGUCUCCGCGCUCUGGCAUGUGAGUCGUCUCCGCGCUCUGGCAAGUGAGUCGUCUCUGCGCUCUGGCAUCACUACCAUCGGCUGGUUUAGUCCUACCGCACUCCACCCCUUGUACCCAUACACCUUUCGCCCCCCUCCGUCUCCUUGCAGGGGUCUUCACCCCGGCUACUACCUCUUCUUUGUCAACGCCGCCAUCGGCCAACACGCCUCCAAGCAGGUGUUCCGGCACACGGCAGCAGCGUUCCCGAAGCAGUCAGCAGCAGUGAAGGUCACCAUUGACGUGGUGCAGGCCGUGUUCAAGCAGCUCAUCAUCAACUACUCCAAUGCUGGCUUCCUGGUGCUGCAAUGGGGGCAGACCAUAGCGGUGUGGCGGUCGCUCUUCUUUAUGGGCACCGUCGUCCCCAUUCUUCUCAACGUGCUGCUGUCCAUCAUUCCCACUCGCUCCCGACGCCACAAGAAGGUCGAAUAA